UUGUUGUGAGAGUGUUUGAAGGAGUGAGGAGUGUUACAGCGUGAGGGAAGAGCAGAGAGACAGAGAUGGCUCAGCCUGCGCCUCACCUGCACCUGGCCGAGCUCACUGCCACACAGUUCAUGGACGUGUGGAGACACUUCGACAGUGACGGUAAUGGCUACAUUGAGGGGCAAGAGCUGGAGAACUUUCUUGAGGAGCUCGAGACAGCAUGUAAAGGAAUAACCACGGACCCUGUGAACUUUUCAUUCAAGGGGAAGAUGGAGGAGUUCAUGCUGAAAUUUGAUGAGAAUUCUGACGGGAAGAUUGAGAUGUUGGAGCUGGCUCAGAUCCUGCCUACAGAGGAGAACUUCCUGCUGUGUUUCAGACAGUUUGUGGGGUCCAGUGCGGAGUUCAUGUCGGCAUGGAGAAAAUACGACACUGACCGCAGCGGAUACAUCGAGUCCAACGAACUGAAGGGGUUUCUCUCUGAUCUGCUGGAAAAAGCGAACAGAAGCUACGACGACAAGAAGCUGAAUGAGUACACACACACUAUACUGAAGAUGUUUGACCUGAACGGAGAUGGAAAACUCGGACUAUCUGAGAUGGCCAGGCUGCUUCCAGUGCAGGAGAACUUUCUGCUGAAGUUUCAGAGAUUCAAACUGUCCUCUGAUGAGUUCAGUGCCAUCUUCGCUUACUACGACAAGGAUGGGAACGGCUACAUUGACGAACAUGAGCUGGACGCGCUGCUGAAGGACCUCUACCAAAAACACAAAAUGGACUUUGACUCAGAAAGUCUGGCCAGUUCGAAGCAGAGCAUCAUGGCGCUGUCUGACGGAGGGAAGCUUUUCCGCACUGAGCUCGAGAUCGUCCUCUGCAAGGAGUCAACAAUCUGAGCCCUGACCUCACCUUUCCCUGACCCCAGACCUGUGUAUGAAAAGGCUACAGGCACCACCCUCAAGCUUCAUCCCUGUUGCCAUGACCACCUUCACUUAUGCACAAGACUAGAUACUGAAACCAAUAAUGGCAAAUAAUUACAACAUUCAUAUGUGAGAAACCAGACGUCCACCUGUGAAAGCUAUCAUGUUAUUACAUGAAAUGGUUGUUUUGUGAUAGUUUUGAGCCUAGGAUGUAAUUUUAUUUGUUUAUUUAUUUAUUUAUUUUUAUUCUUUCAUGGUGGAUGGGUGUUGUGAGGCAAAUAGUCCGAGUAGAAGAGCUCCCAAAAGAAUAGUCUCAACAGUCCCGAGGUUUACCGCCAUCAUCAAGACACGUGCAGGUUCACCGGUGGUUGUGGAUAGUAAAUAAAAUGUCUAUAUUUCUGUUGUUGUCAUGGCGACCCCUGGUUCGUAUCACCGCCGCUAUGAAGACGUCUGAACCAUUUCGCACCAAACCCCCCCCUGAAUCCCCCCCUGAAUCCAUCAGGUUGACAUCUCAGUGGUUGGUGGUGUGCAGAAUGUUUUAAAGAUUGGUGGAAUUCCCCUUUAAGUACUUAUAUUAGACCAUAUAUGAGUGGUCUUUGAUUUUACUUUCUUUUUAUAACUGUCUAGCUAACACUGAUGUUAUUAAUAAUGCAGGAGCUAAUCUAAGCAUAGCUAACAAUAAUCAUGUAUGUAUCAAAAGCAGUAGAGUUCAUUAGAAUAUAGAUACAAACGAAACACAAAUAGUAGCACUAGUGGAAUCAUCUGAUUAAAUGAUCAGUGCAUUAAACAGUUGAUACCUAUCUUACAUUAUCCUAAUAUGAAAUGAAACGCAUGGCCAUUCACAUCAAACUGUUAGAGGGACCAUAUCAUGGAAAAACGUAUUUUCCCCACUUUUUGAAACAGAAGAGUUUGACGUAACAUGCAGUCAUUGUUAAAGCUGUAAAACUGCUCAUUCAAUGAGGUCCUUUGUGCAGGUUUAUCUUCUGAAAGUCUUUUUAUGCAUAUCUGUUGAACUGACCUCUUUUUUUUAUCCCUUAGAAUUAAAUGUCCUCUUUUUUAUUACUAUGAAUUUAAGACUCGCAUGUGAAUGAGCUCUGUUCUGAUUGGCUGUUCAGUAUUGCGCUGUAGCAUUUUGGGCUGAAACCUUCUUCAGCGUGAGUGGGCGGGGCUAAAUUGGGGCAGUCAUGGGCUGGAGGUUAGGGAACCAGCCUUCUGACCGGAAGGUCGCCGGUUCGAUCCCCAGAGCCGACAGCACGUGACUGAGGUGUCU
Molecule: messenger RNA, 2166 nt
Organism: Pygocentrus nattereri (red-bellied piranha)
Lineage: Eukaryota; Metazoa; Chordata; Actinopteri; Characiformes; Serrasalmidae
Product: calretinin-like
Exons: 11
Coding region: 66-872 (268 amino acids)
Biological process (GO): regulation of presynaptic cytosolic calcium ion concentration; regulation of long-term synaptic potentiation
Cellular component (GO): terminal bouton; nucleus; cytosol
Molecular function (GO): calcium ion binding
Source: RefSeq, a predicted model, not a curated record